UUCAUUUAAUGCAAAGAAUAUUAUUUGUAGGCAAUGAAUAGUGUCAUGAAUAAAUUAUUACAGAGUGCAGUUCGUUGCUCGAGAUUAAAUUGUCAGAAGAAAAAAUUUCUGUUUACAUCUUCGAUAGAUAGAUCGGAACAGCAUGCAUCAGCUCAAUUUGAUCCGAGUAAAAUUAAAUCGCAUUUGUGCAACGACUUGCGGUUAAAAAUUAAAAUGUCCGGCCCAAUUAGCGUCGCCGAGUACAUGAAGCAGGUCCUCACGCAUCCUACAAAAGGUUAUUACAUAAGUAAGGAUGUUUUUGGCUCUGACGGCGACUUCACAACUUCGCCCGAAAUAAGUCAAUUAUUUGGAGAAAUGAUCGGAGUUUGGAUUAUUUAUGAGUGCCACAAAUUCCACAGAGAACCGUUUCAAAUUGUGGAGUUGGGGCCUGGACGUGGCACCUUGUCAAGAGACAUCCUCAGAGUAGUCAAGCAACUCAAGAAAAGUCAUCUAGUAUCUCUGCAUUUGGUGGAAGUCAGUCCAGUAUUAGCAGAAAUUCAACGAAAAACUCUCUGCCCAUCGGAAAGUACAGAUGAUGUCAAUGAUUCUGGAAAGUAUUACAAAAGAGGAAAAACACCGGAUAAUGUGGAAGUAUUUUGGUAUAAGUCAAUUCUUGACAUCCCAGAAGGUUUUAGUGUUUUUGUUGCUCAAGAAUUUUUCGAUGCAUUACCGAUUCAUAAAUUUCAAAAAACUAAAGAUGGAUGGUUUGAACUUUUAGUAGACAUAGAUCCAGCAAGGGCAUCCGAAGAAAAAUUCAGAUUUGUAUUGUCCAAUACAAGUGCCUGCGAUGCACUAAUAGACAAAGACGAAAAGAGAGAACAUGUUGAGAUUAGCUUAGAAGCAAUGAAUGUCAUAAGAUACAUUUCAACAGCUAUAACUCAGAAUGGGGGAUUUUCAUUAAUUAUUGAUUAUGGUCAUAGUGGUGAUAGAACAGACACAUUCAGAGCCUUCCGACAACAUCAACAGUGUGACCCCUUGUCAGAACCAGGCACAGCAGAUUUGACAGCUGAUGUAGAUUUUUCCUUGCUGCAAAAAGUAGCACAGCAAUCACAUGAUUUAUUAUGCUUUGGCCCAGUAACUCAAAGAGAUUUUUUAAUAGAGCUAGGUAUAAAUAUGCGUUUGGCAAAACUCUGUCAAACUGCCUCCAAGAAAGAAAUGAAACAGUUGGAGCUAGGAUACAAAAAAAUUAUUGGAGAGGACGAAAUGGGCAACUGUUUCAAAGUUGUUUCCAUGUUUCCUCGUGUGUUAGAGGAGUUCUUGCAAAAAUCGCCGGUUUCUGGUUUCAAGACUCAUGGGUUGGAAGAGUCAAAACAAUGA
This is a messenger RNA of Copidosoma floridanum, 1356 nucleotides long. Its product is annotated as protein arginine methyltransferase NDUFAF7, mitochondrial. Gene Ontology annotation, molecular function: protein-arginine omega-N symmetric methyltransferase activity. Lineage: Eukaryota; Metazoa; Arthropoda; Insecta; Hymenoptera; Encyrtidae. Gene Ontology annotation, cellular component: mitochondrion. Gene Ontology annotation, biological process: mitochondrial respiratory chain complex I assembly. The record is from RefSeq and is a predicted model, not a curated record.